Messenger RNA from Pelobates fuscus (common spadefoot toad), 2796 nucleotides. RefSeq names its product coiled-coil domain containing 185 (gene CCDC185). Lineage: Eukaryota; Metazoa; Chordata; Amphibia; Anura; Pelobatidae. The coding region runs from base 85 to 1650 and encodes 521 amino acids. The record is from RefSeq and is a predicted model, not a curated record. The transcript has a single exon.
UGAGAAGCGUCCAAACUGUCAGUACGGCCAGAGCUGCGGGCCGUGUGGGGAGGACGGGAGCGCUGUGUCGGUGACCGAGCAGGAAUGGACAGCUCUCCCCCCUCUCCGACUCCACAUUUGGACCUGGCUAACUUCGAGGACGGCCGGGGCAGCCGCUACGUGCUGACCAGCCCCCGCUCCCUGGAGGCCUGCGCCCGGCUGGGGAUCAGGCCUGUGGAUCUGCUGCCAAAAUCCCUGCAGGAGCUGCUGGAUGAUUACCCGGAGGCCUCGGUGAGGGCGGUGGAGGAUAUGUACCAAGCCACCGAGAAAGAUCGACGCUCCAGGCUGAGGAGGUGCAGAGACCUGAGGCAGGAGCUCAUGGAGAGAGAGCAGGUGGAGAGGGUCCACAAAGAUGCUGGUGACCCAGUUCCCCAGGAAGGCAGAUCCCAGCUCCAGGCCUCCUCCACUGACUGGUGGGAUCACAGGCCUAGGAAACUGUACCAGCAGGGAAAAGGAGAAGGGCAUACAAGCCUCAGGAGGUCCCUAAGCCUUGGAGAUCUGAGUCUUGGAGACCUGUCCCACCCAGAGGUACAUGUCAAAAAGGUAGCUAAGAAGUUUGAAAGGGAAUCCAGGGUGGUAGUUUCUGAGAGAGAUAAAAAGAUUGCAGCCCUGAUGAUACUGAAACACCAAGAGGAAGAGCAGGCCAAGAAAAGAAAGCUGGUGGCAGAACAAGCCUGGGAGGAUGUGAAGUACCAAGAAAGGAGUUUUAAGAAGUUGCUGCACCAUUAUGAAAAGCUGGACGGUGAAAUUACAAAUUUAGACAAGAGCGUGAGUAAAAGCUGCAAAGGAGGCAUGUAUCUGGAUGGGCUCGCAACGAUGAGGAUGUACAGCAGUAGGGCAAGGAAGAAGCUGGCCACAGACCAGUUUCGUCCAGGCUUGGUAAAAGCCAAGCCUUCAGGGGGACAGGAUAACGUUCUUCCUGAAGAAAAGGUCAUUCAAGUCGUCAAAGCCAAAAUGGUGAGAGAAUUGCAAAAUAAAAAGAAUAUCCAGGUAAAAAACCAGUAUGAGAUGUUGCGACACUCCCAGCGGAAAGAGAUGGUGGAUAGUCAAGCGAAAGUAGAAGAACUCUUCAAGAAAAUGAGCAUCCAGCAGAAAGAGCAAAAGGCUCAGGAGCUUCAUGAGUUGAUACUUAAAGAGAGAAACCAGGGACUGAAAGAAAAAGCAGCCAGAGAGGAAGAACAGAUACUAAUGGCGAAGAUCAGGGCUGAGCAGCGACAAAAAGAGCAGAUGAAACACAAAAAGAUUCUUGUUCAACAAAAGGACCAGAAGAUCCAGCAAGCUAUAGAUUCACAGGAAAAGAACAUUCAGUCCAAAGCUGAAAGGACAAGAGUAUGGAACACGAUAAAACAGAGGAAUCACCAGCUUUUAAAGCAAAAACGAGAAGAAGAAGAGGAAAACCACAGAAAAAUGGUAGAAAAGAUAAUAAAAUUAAAAGAUAGGAAGAGUGACCAGUUAAUUAGAGAAAGAGAAGCCACAGUCGAGGAAGGGAAGAAAAUAGCCAGGGCCUCAUUUCAUAUGAGAGAUCAAAUUAGACAGAAAACGAGAAAUAGAACCUUUGACCAAAUGGUCCUAGAUGCCCAGCUUAAUGCCAGUUUGAAAUUUACUCCAUAAGUGAAAUAUGAUAUCCAGUUUACAUCGUGCCAUUAUGAUUCAGACCAUGACAAUAUUUGUCAUAUCAUAUCUUUUUAUGCCAUGAUAGAAGUUGGUUUUAACAGUAUGACGUUUUAGCCAAAUAACUGAACGAGAAACAUAGUUGACUUAAAUAUUUUUCCAGUUCAGCUACUUUAGCCUAACACUUGCAUUUUCUUGAUGAAUUCCCAAUAAUACCCAGUUUAGUUAACAACCAUAUAUGAGUGUAAGAAUGAUGGACAGUUCAUUCUAGCUGUAGUUGUGCAUUCAUCUCACUCGCAAAUGGUAAUGUGAAGUUCUUUCUAUUUGAUACCAUAAAAUGUGUUUAUUAGUGUGUUUUUACAGUUACCAUGGUGACCAGAAGAAAUGGAGCCUACAUAGUUCAGUUGAAAAAGUAUUCUCGGAUGAUCCCUGCAGGACUUUCUAAUUACAUAUCUUAUACUAAACACCAGUAUGAGUAUGAGGUCAUAGGAAGGCCUCCUGAUGUGCACUGUACCUUACUCAGAAUGCCCAUUUUUAAAUUGGUACCAAUAUCUCAUGCUGAUAGUGACUAUAUAUUCAUAAAAUAAAUAUUAAGGAAAAUAUUUAUAAAACCAGUGUAUGUAUAUAUGUGUGUGUGUACAGAGAAUUCCAGUAAACAGUAUUACCUAAUCAACCAUAACUACCCCUUACAGCCACGAUUACAGACUCCUCAAUAUCUCUAUCUUUGUAUUCCACCAUGAAUAAUAUUUGGACAUGUUUGAUCUUUAAAUGGAACAGCAAUUUACAUUUCUCCCUUAACCAUUGGGUUUAUGAUAGCCAUAGUAAUUAAUAUACCGUUAAUUUAAUUUUAAUCUAUCUGCUACUAUUUAAAAUGUAGGAGUUGACAACGUUAAGACUAUAUUAAAUGAUUCGCUUUAAAAAUUAUUACUUUUAAAUAGCAAUGUGAAAAUGUCUCAUCAUUGCUAUUAUAUUGAUACAAUUGUAUCGCCACAUCAGAAAAAUAUUUUAGUGGCAUUAUAAUGCCAUUUAUAAUGAAGGGCAUUGUUAUAGCCGUGAGUACACGACUGUAGGCGGUGUUGCAAUAACAAGGUAUAUAGCCCUAUAUGCUAAGAUGCAGGUUUAGGAAUGGUUUGAAGGCUUAGACUU